UUAAUAUCGUAUUUGUCAUAUAAAGGAUAUGUCCACAUAAACACACUCAUACACAUCACAAAAACUAUAAUCCUGCCAAUGUACCACAAGGCGAUCAGAACCAGCCUAUUCGCUUUUCGCACCACCACGACAAAUAACCUCUUCAUUGAAUCUGGCUUGCCCACACUAGAGAAACAUAUACAGAAUGUCAACACUAGCUUAAUACCAAAAGUUUUAUUUUUAAAUACAUCUAUAAUAUCCGAAGACGUAAAAAAACUGGUACUAUCCAAACGAACAUUCAAUGUUACUCCUUCACUGCUCCGAAUUAUCAAACUAUGCAACAAGUACAACUUGGAAGUAAAACCACAUAGACUACGAAGUUACAACCCACCGUGGACUCUUGACAGCCAAUGUUGCGAUAUAACACUAUACACCCACAAAAAAGAUAACACCCCAAAUUCAAUAUUCAAACAAAUCUUCCUCGAAAAGGCGAACACUUACAAUAAGAGCGGCUGGCAAAUUAUCUUUACUGAUGGGUCUAAAACACAAAAUAGCGUUGCUUUCAGUAUAACAUCGGAAACAGGCUCCUGCAUUAGCAUGAAAUCAAUGUUCCCUUUCUCUUCAGUCUUCUCGGCAGAAGCAGCAGCUAUACACGAAGCUAUAGUAUUUUCCCUUCACAAAAAAACCAAAACUGUGAUAUGUUCAGACAGUCUAUCGGUGUUACAAGCAGUUAGAAAUCCAAUCUGUAACAAUUGGGAAACAAUUAAUCAAAUAAGAGAUAUGUUAAUAAAAAACAAGAAAACGCUUAAGCUCCUAUGGGUUCCAGGACACGCAGAAAUUGACGGUAACACCUACGCCGAUGAAGCUGCAAAAUUUGCUCGCAAUGCACCAAUAAUACGCACCCCAAAAAUCGAAAAGCUUGACAUAAAACGCCAUAUCAAAACGCUUAUAAUACACGAAACACGCCAACUGCGUAGCAGCCACAAACAUUAUCACUAUACUAACAUUAACAAAGAUGGAACUCCUCCACAAUACCCAACAAAUAUACAUGGUUUCAAAACCAGAAUCUUUUCACGAUUGCGUCUCGGGCACACCACACAAACCCACGAAUAUAUUUUGAAAAAGGAAAAUCAACCAAUCUGCAUCACCUGUAACACACUCCAAACAUUAGACCACAUCCUCAACAAUUGCCAAAAAUUUUACAACACAAAAAAAGCAAUAUUUAACACAGAGAAUAUAAACGACGUCCUAGCUACCCCUAGCUUUGCUAAUAUUGAAAAAAUCGGCAAAUUUAUCAAAGAUAUAGAAAUGACAAUCUAAUAAACACAACCUUAAACAACAGUCAAUUCAGAGCUGAUGGUCUCGGCAGCCAAUGCUCAAAUAGAUCAUUUAGUGCUGGUAUUCAUACCAGCAUCUAAAUAAUAAUAAUAAAUACUUUUAUUACGAAUUGAAACGAUUUUAAUGAAUAUUCAUGGUUACCAUUAAUAGU
This is a messenger RNA of Rhagoletis pomonella (apple maggot), 1468 nucleotides long. RefSeq lists its product as uncharacterized. Gene Ontology annotation, molecular function: nucleic acid binding; RNA-DNA hybrid ribonuclease activity. Lineage: Eukaryota; Metazoa; Arthropoda; Insecta; Diptera; Tephritidae. The coding region runs from base 79 to 1299 and encodes 406 amino acids. The record is from RefSeq and is a predicted model, not a curated record. The transcript is spliced from 2 exons.